Saprolegnia diclina VS20 is the source of this 1611-nucleotide messenger RNA. RefSeq lists its product as hypothetical. The record is from RefSeq and is a predicted model, not a curated record. The transcript has 2 exons. Lineage: Eukaryota; Oomycota; Saprolegniomycetes; Saprolegniales; Saprolegniaceae. The coding region runs from base 116 to 1489 and encodes 457 amino acids.
GACUUGCCGAGCUUGCCCGGACACUCAGCGCCACCAGGCGGUGUUUUCGAGGGUUAGGGUUUUGCGCCGGUCGCAAAUUGCUGUCAUUUCCAAAGCUGUAUCGACGCCCGACAGCAUGCCGUCGUCGUUUGUGUGGGACCGCGACGUCUCGAGCGGCGGCUUUGUCUAUGGUGAGCGCUACACGCUCGACCCGGCGUCGCAGCACAUUCCGUUGAACGAUACGCAGACAGCGCUGCGCCCGCCACGCCCCAUCGUCCCUACCAACUUCAAGACAUUUCUCGGCCUGCCCUCGUACCGCGACGGCAACCGCUGCGGCUACACGCUCUUCACCGCCCUCUCGCGCGCGUCGCACCCCGAAUCCCUUGUGCUUGGCGUUGUCGACCAAACGCGCGCCGGUGACGUCGCGUGCGUCGACGCCUACUGCCGCCUCGCCGCCGCGCACUGGCCCAACGACACGACGUGCCGGUACCGCGAGGCCAUCCGCGUUGAUGCGCGUGACGCGGCGGCGUCGACAGGUCCGAUCGCGGCGCGCGUGCGCCUCCACGCGCUCAUCCGCGACGAGACCUUUUGCCUGGUGACCGACGCGCACAUGCAGUUUGUUUCGCACUGGGACGACGCGCUUUUGGCCGACUGGGCGCGCACCGAGAACGAGAUGGCGGUCCUCUCCGUGUACCCACUCGGCUUUGAGUCGAUUGGGCCGCAGCUGACGCCGCCAGUGACGCAGACGCGUCACAUUUGCUACUUUGCCCACGCGACGCUGUCGACAAUUCCCGACUUUGGCGCGAUUUUGCUUGACAACUCGAGUUUGCCGCAGCUCGGGGCGUUCAUCGGCGCGGGCUUUCAGUUUAGCAAGUGCCAUGCACAGACUAGGGUGCCGCUGGACGCGCGUCUGCGCUUUGUCUUUCUGGGCGAAGAGCUUUUGCGCUCGAUGCAGCUUUGGACGCACGGCUAUGAUAUCUACUCGCCGUCGCGGCAGGGCCACGUGGUCUUCCAUGACGAGUCGCGGCGCGGCAACAACGGCUCAUUUGAUGACAACGGGGGCGACGCGCGCGAUCGAGAGCGCGACUUGUCGAUCAACCGCAUGCGCCAGCAGCUGCACCUGCCCGUCCUCGGCGAGGCCGACGAGACGGAUCUUGAGAGGUACUAUCCAAAGGACACGGCUCGGUCUGUCGACGCCUACCUCGCGUUUGCGGGCAUCUCGACCACGGAUGUCGCCAAGGACCACUGGCCGUGCGACCAGCGCCACUGGGUUCCGUACACCCACCCCGAGCGGCUCCAAGCCUUCGUACCCGGCUACGACAUGAUGCGCAAGCCCUCCGUCUCCAUGGAGAGCGACCACGAAGUGUCGCUGCGUCUUGUGGCUGGCGCGGCUGUGGCGGCGCUUGCGGUGGUUGGUGGCUACGUGCUGUGGCGUCGCCGCCAAAGCGUACCCUAUACCCGAUUGGCGGUCAAGAGUGACGACGAAGAGGCUACGCUCGAUGCUAUUUGAAUGAGAGGAUACUCGGAUGCAAUGCGUCCAUGUUUCGAAAGACAAUAGUGUACACGUCGACUAGAAACUAUCGCGGAAGAGCUCAAUGAAUUCGUCGAGUUCCAAGCUCGCGUUUGCGUUCG